UGCAAAGGGAAUCCUAGUAAAAACAAAACAAGGAAGAGAAAGUCCCAGAAACAAUCAUUUUCAAGGGUAAUUACUGUUAUAUUUACUUCAUACCAGCGAUCAAUUUUACGUGCAAAGCGGACCUGUGUCUUUUUUAAAGAAUUUCCCAUAAUAUGGAAUAUAAGAUUGAUAACUAGGUAAGCUAGCUGACUAAAUAGAAAACAUUGAAAUGGCACAAAAAUCAUUUCCAAACACAGAAGAUAUAAAAGCAGAAAAUGAAAGACACAAGGUUGUUAUUCAAGCAUUGUCAAAAGAGUUAGAAGAUACAAAAUUAAACAGUAAACAAACUGUUGAUGCAAGCAAAUGGCUCGUACAGCAAAAUGAAAUUUUGACAAAAGAAAACCGUAAACUUAGUAUACAGUUGUACCAUUGGAGGAAUAAUGCUAAUGAUGCUAAUGAUCGACUUUCAAGAAUAAAUUCGAAUAAAUCAAAGAAUGCAGCUGAAAUUUUUUAUGACUCUUCAGUUAAAAGAAUAACUGAUAUGUUACUCAAAGAAAACAGUAUGCUGAUAAAUAAAUGGAAUGAAGAGUUGAAAAACAAGAAGGGUGCAGAGAUUAUCAAACAGUUAGAUCAAACACAGGAACAUGUCUCUUCUCUAAAACUGGAGCUUGAAAGAAAGUUCAAAGAAAAUAGACGACUAGAACAAUUACUAGAUGAAAAAGUUGGAUUUAACUCUAUUCACAAAGAACUAUUUAGACUUCAACAAAAAGUUAGUUCUCUGCAGAAAGAUAACACAGAACUAAAGUCUUAUUUAAUUCAGAAGCAUAAUGUGAUGGAAUAUUUAAAAGCAAAAUUUGAUGCCCUAACCACAGAUUUAACAAAGAGAUUUAUUAAGGCAUAUAAUGAGGACGAAACAAACUUUUUUAGUCAGUUAAAAGGACUGGAGGAUGAAAUUCCAGAAUUUCUCACAAUACCUUUGAGCAAUGACCAGGGCACAAAUACAGAUGUAAUGUCAAUUGUUGGACCAGACAUUGAACCUGUAAAUUUGCCAACAUCACAGUACUCAGCUGAUAGCCAGUGUGACUCUGGUUUGGGUACUUUUUCCAGCGGUCCAUUCAAAAUCUCGGACUUCAAUGCUGCCAAGGCUGAAAUCUUUGAGAUGGAAAAAAAAUAUAAAAUUUUGGAAGUGGAAAAUAACAAAUUGAAUUUAGAAUUAUCGAAAAGUAACAGUGAAAUACAAAAUCUGAAGCAGUUUCAUAAUGAUCUUGUUGACCAAGUGGAGAAAGCAAAUAAGAAUAAUGAAGUACAAUCUAAUGAAAUUGCAUCCUGGACAACAGCACUUACACAAGCUAAUAAUGAGGCUCGACAAUUUAAAAUGGAAAUGGAUGAAAUGGAAAAUGAGUUAAACAAUUGUCGUACGAAACUUCAAGAUUAUGAAAACUGUAAGAAGGAAAAUACAAAACUCAAAUCCAUUAUACAAAGUCAAUAUGAUAAGCUAAGAGAGUUAAACUCAAAGCAGGUUGGACAGACUGCAUCAUCAAGUUAUGCAAGGGAGCCAUUGGACGAACAUCAGAGACAUCAAUUUGUACCAUUGGGUCGUGGUCCACCUCCAUCGGAACCUUAUAUUACAAAUUCUCCUAUGGCUGGCCCGCAAUGGAUGAAUAUGCCAAAAGAAAUCGUAGUUUCUGAUGGUCCAGAAGUAAAACGAGGACAUGGUACAGAAGAAAAAAGAAAUCCUCCCACAGAAAACUCUCCAGUGUAUAAACGUAACCAGUCAACACCUGAUUUGCGACAAAAUGUUAGAUCUCCAACUUAUAUGGAAAACUUAGGCAUUUCUAUACGUGAUAACUUGUAUACUUGUGAACAUUGUAAUGCCAGAAUGCCGUCUUCAUUGUAUUGGGAUCAUGUAAGGACUUGUACUAACGAGCAAUACAACGAAUAAAUUAUCAGUAUAUUAAUAUAAUAAACAUGGGAUCCUAAGUAUUAAAUGAGACGUACCAUGAUUAACUGAAAAAUGAAUUUUAUAAAAUUCAAAUGUGUAUGUAAAAUGUAAAUCUUUAUAUUGUCACCCUUUUUUAUAUACUGUGUUCGAGUAUAAAUUAGUUUGAGAAAA
This is a messenger RNA of Hydractinia symbiolongicarpus, 2092 nucleotides long. RefSeq lists its product as uncharacterized. The record is from RefSeq and is a predicted model, not a curated record. The transcript is spliced from 5 exons. The coding region runs from base 209 to 1921 and encodes 570 amino acids. Lineage: Eukaryota; Metazoa; Cnidaria; Hydrozoa; Anthoathecata; Hydractiniidae.